AUGCCGCAUCUUCCCCAGACAAACCGUCUCUCCCCGGCACAUCAUUUCAGUCACUUCCGCGCCUUGGCUUUCAAGCCUCCUCCCAUCUUGGCUUCAUCCCGAUAUCUGGGGUCAGCGAGGCACCUGCUGCUGCAUGCCAACACGGAAACAAACAUCGAGGCUGGCGAUAUCACACCAGAAUACCAGCAGAAACCAAAUAGCUACCUAGCUGAAAGUGGAGAGGACAAGCGCAGCCACGUCGAAUACUGA
Molecule: messenger RNA, 249 nt
Organism: Podospora pseudopauciseta
Lineage: Eukaryota; Fungi; Ascomycota; Sordariomycetes; Sordariales; Podosporaceae
Exons: 3
Coding region: 1-249 (82 amino acids)
Source: RefSeq, a predicted model, not a curated record